CUACUGUUCGUUCGAGGCAAAGGAUGGCUGACUGUGGCAUCUGUCUUGAAGCUUUGAAGAAGCCGGUCUCCACUCCCUGCGGCCAUGUUCACUGCGAGGCGUGCCUCAGAAACUACAUUGUCUCUAGCAACGACGCGUUAAAAUCAACAUGUCCUACAUGCCGACAGGAAUUUCAUAUUGCCACACCCGACUUGGCUGUCGUCCCUGAAAAAUACCACGGUUUUAUCCUGCCUACGAUCCGCAAGCUGUAUAUUGAUAUUCCCUCGACUUCCAAAUUGGUUAAAAAGGUUAACUCGCUCAAAACCCAAGUCAAGGACCUCUCAAAAGAGAUCGAUCUCUUGGACGAGCGUUGUGACGGCCUCGAGCGCGAGGUUCAAGCUUUUGCUGAGGCGGAGCGUGCGACUCGAAUGGAGAUGCGCGCAUUGCAGAAUGAAUACGAGGAACUCAGUUACAAGUACGACAGCAUGGUAGCCUUGUGCACGGAAACCCACCGUUCACCUGGUCCAAGCCGCAGUAGCCACAAUAACGACGCAACUACCAGCUUGGAUAACGCCUCCCUUCCAGUACAGCUACGACCAAAGCGCGCACUCCCAAAAUCACGGCCGCACCGCUCUGCGCGACACUCUGAUGUUCCCAAUGUCCCUCUGGUGUCUAAAAGACAACGGGUCAGCCGACAUUCCGACGUACAUGAUAUUGAACGACCCCCACGUAAUGGAUAGGAUAACGAAUAACAAGUCUAGGGGGCUAUGUCAUAUGGAGACUCUGCGUGUGUUGUACCUUGAAUUUACAUUUUCUUGACUUACCACCGUCUUAUCCAAAUUUGUAUAUUAUAACGAUACCCUAGAGCCUUGUGUUAUUGUACCAUGCUCAUUUGGCACUGCUUUGGGAGGAUGGGCAUCCUUGACAACCAAUGGAUCUGUGUCGAGUUCGAUUCUUAGAAUCUGGGGGUGACUUGAAUACCCAUGAGAAAUGUUCCUGGCGUGUGAUUCACGUCAACGAUUUCAGGUGACAACCAACUGAUGAGAACUGCCGUUAUCCUUAUCAAUACUUCCAUAGUAC
Molecule: messenger RNA, 1059 nt
Organism: Pisolithus orientalis
Lineage: Eukaryota; Fungi; Basidiomycota; Agaricomycetes; Boletales; Pisolithaceae
Exons: 4
Coding region: 24-719 (231 amino acids)
Source: RefSeq, a predicted model, not a curated record